AUAUACGAUUCAUGCACGCGAAGAUCCGCUUGGACUUGCCCCUCCCCGUGUCUGGGACUCCGAAAUGACAUCUGCGGCUUCAUCAGGUGGAACCUCGUACGACCCUGGGGCCCCGGGGGGGGCCCGUCGACUUUUCGCAAAUUGAUACAUCACUUCGAUUCGUUUUGUUUCUGGACGGACGUGAUCGUGCAACGGGACACGGCGGUCGACCACGAUGACCACCCUCACGACUUUGUCCACUGCUUUUUCAAUAAUCUUCCCACAACGCCCGGUUCUUCCGCCUGGACCACCCACGUCAAUGCACUGCGCGCGUGCGCGGGGGUCCCAACGAGGCUGUGAUCGUGACAUCAUCCACAAAUGCCGGGUGUUUCCAGGGAGUUUGAUCGACGCCUACCGUCUUGGCAGCGAUCCACGCCUGCUUGUUGGGCCGUUUGUCGAGUCUACCUUCCUCUGUUCAUAUUUUGUGUUUCACUUUUUUCAUUUCCUUCUUCCUUGCCUCUUCUUUUAUCUUUUACUUUCUUUCCUAUCUGUCAUAUCAUACCGGAGGCUUUGUGUAUUGGCAUAGCACGCGCGGCGUUGGGACAUUGACUGGGAUUGUUACUUAGACUUGUUGUGUUUCAUCUUUCUUUCUGACAUUGGAACCGCACUGGGCGCAUUUGUUUGCAAAGGUCUG
Aspergillus ibericus CBS 121593 is the source of this 673-nucleotide messenger RNA. RefSeq lists its product as uncharacterized. The transcript has a single exon. The record is from RefSeq and is a predicted model, not a curated record. The coding region runs from base 215 to 565 and encodes 116 amino acids. Lineage: Eukaryota; Fungi; Ascomycota; Eurotiomycetes; Eurotiales; Aspergillaceae.